ACAUAGACUGAUAGAAGGCAGGCAAAUGCUGUCUAUAUAAAAAACCACUACGCAACAAUGAGUAGUUCACUAUAAUUAAAAAAGUUGAAGCUUUAUUUUUUCAAGUUAUUUAGCCAUGCAUAACUUGUUAGCUGUGAUCUUGCUAUUUUUUGUUAUCUUUUUAUUGAAACAUUUGCUUCAUCCUAGAAAAAAUUUACCACCUAGUCCUUUAUCUCUCCCAAUAAUUGGCCAUCUUUACCUUAUCAAAAAUUCACUUCAACAAACAUUAACCUCUUUAUCAACUAAAUAUGGACAGGUUUUAUACCUCCGGUUCGGCUAUCGAAAUUUGCUUGUUGUGUCUUCUCCAUCGGCUGUGGAAGAAUGUUUCACCAAAAACGACGUUGUUUUUGCGAACCGGCCACGUAGCAUGCUAGGUGACCGGUUGUCAUUUAACUAUGUUUCUGUUUUUUGGGCUCCGUACGGGCAACACUGGAGAGUUCUACGCCGUCAAACAGCUGUUGAGCUGUUUUCUUUCAACAGUCUUCAAAAGUCUUCUUUAAUUCGAAAGGAGGAAGUUGAGAUUUUAAUUCGCUCUUUGUUUAAAGCCGGUGAGAAUUGUAUACUUGGAGGUGCACGAGUUGACUUGAGCUAUUGGGCUUCUGCUUUUGUGUUUAAUGUUAUGAUGAGAAUUGGUACUGGAAAAAGUUGUGUGAGUGAGGAAGAUAUAGGAAUGGAGAAGGGGAAAAAGAUUAUUGAAGAUAUGAGGGGAGCUUUCACUGCUAAUUUGUUGGUUUUAAACAUAUGUGAUUUUUUGCCAGUGUUGAAAUGGAUUGGGUAUAAAGGGAUUGAGAAAAAAAUGGACGUAACAUACGUGAAGAGAAAUGAAUACUUGACUAGAUUACUUGACGAAUUUCGACAAGAAAAAAGUAUUACUACUGAUGAUAGAGCCAAAGGGAAGAAAACAACUCUGAUUGAGACGCUUUUAUCUCUGCAGGAUUCUGAACCUGAAUUCUACACUGACGAUCUUAUUAAAAGUCUUCUAAUGGUUUUACUCGUUGCGGGAACGGAGACCACAUCGAUGACGAUCCAAUGGGCGAUGGGCCUUCUUUUAGCUCAACCUGAGGCAUUUCAGAAGCUUAGAGCUGAAAUUGAUAGCAAUGUGGGGAACGAGCGCUUAUUGAACGAAUCUGAUUUCACUAAUCUUCCUUAUUUGCACUGUGUUAUCAACGAGACAUUGAGAUUGCACCCUCCAGUACCACUUUUGUUGCCUCACUAUUCAUCUGAAGAUUGUACUGUUGGUGGCUACCAUGUACCAAAACAUACAAUCUUAAUGGUUAACGCUUGGGCCAUCCAUAUGGACCCCGAGUUAUGGGACGAGCCUGAAAAGUUUAAGCCGGAGAGAUUUGAGGCAAUGGAGGGGGAAAAAGAAGCGUUCAAUUAUAAAUUCUUACCAUUUGGUAUGGGGAGAAGAGCAUGCUCUGGAGCUAAUAUGGGCAUGCGUACUGUUUCAUUGGUAUUGGGUUCAUUGGUUCAAUUGUUUGAUUGGGAAAAUGUGGAAUUUGAGGAAAAAAUUUAUGACAAGGAUGCAUGUGAUAAUUACAAAUCUAAAGUAACUUCCAGUAAGGAUAAGCCUUUUGAGACUAUUUGCAUUCCUCGUCAGAAUUGUAUACAACUCCUUUCGCAGCUCUGAUGACAUUGAUAUUUGAUAUUCGCGUGUGUGAAAUAAAUAAGGAUAUGUUAAGAUGAAUCCUGUGUGUUUGUGUAAUAUAAGGAUUUAUCUUUCCGUUCCAAUGGAAUUCUCUUAUUCUUAUCUCUUA
Molecule: messenger RNA, 1796 nt
Organism: Capsicum annuum
Lineage: Eukaryota; Viridiplantae; Streptophyta; Magnoliopsida; Solanales; Solanaceae
Product: cytochrome P450 81C13
Exons: 2
Coding region: 116-1669 (517 amino acids)
Molecular function (GO): monooxygenase activity; iron ion binding; heme binding
Source: RefSeq, a predicted model, not a curated record